AUGCAUGCUAACAUACAGAAAUCUAACCUCUCUGCUGUAGAGAAACAUGCCCAAAUUGUAUUAAUCGAAUCAAUAGCGCUCAAUACCUUAUUGACCGGCCUCAAUCCAAAAAUCGCUCAUAUUAUUCGUGCUAGUAAUCCAAAAGACCUUCUUGAAGCUCAAAUCCGCAUCAGACGAGAGUUACAAUUAUCCUAUUUCGAAAUACAGAAAAUUAAUCGACCCAAUACUCCAAAACCCAGUCAAAAUAAUCAACUCAUCAGAAGACUAAACCUUCAAUCACAUAGAUGCACAUUUUGUGGACGUAUUAGCCACUCAUACAACGAAUGUCGUUCUCGACAAAAUUUGGGAUAA
Molecule: messenger RNA, 351 nt
Organism: Diabrotica balteata
Lineage: Eukaryota; Metazoa; Arthropoda; Insecta; Coleoptera; Chrysomelidae
Source: the annotation of a GenBank genome assembly